Molecule: messenger RNA, 567 nt
Organism: Glossina fuscipes
Lineage: Eukaryota; Metazoa; Arthropoda; Insecta; Diptera; Glossinidae
Exons: 2
Coding region: 205-549 (114 amino acids)
Source: RefSeq, a predicted model, not a curated record
AACAUAAUGUUUAACAAAUGAAAAACAAAGACGCGUUAUCAUUUAAUUAAACAUUUUGACUUAUUAUUAUGACAUUAACAGAUUUUAAAUACUAUUUUGAGCAUAUAUACAGGCAUGUUUAUGGAUGGAUGUAAACGAUCCGUAAUUUCGUUUAUCAUCCAAUUUCUUUCUGUUUAAGUUAAAAACAUAAUCUGCGCAUAGAAAAUGGAUCCACAACAAAUAGUGGAAUUAGGCAAACUGUUAAAAAAUAACGGAGAUAAAAUCUUGAAUUCCGAAUUUGCUUUAAUUCUAUCAGGUUCCAUAUUACGUGCUCUGAAUGAUUCUUUCACUUUGAUAGUCGACUCUUUGGAAUGUGGAGAUGCUAAGAAUUUUCAAGUACUUAAGACUAUCAAUUCAAAGUCAUCCGCUUUUCGUGAUCUUCAAUUGAUUUCCGAUUCCGUGCAGAAAACUCCACAACUAUGCAUGGUACAUUGUCCACAUGAAGAAUAUUUUCAAGGGAAUAUUGGUAUUAAAAAAUUUCGGGCUGGUUUGACCACCGUCCUGGUUUGACUACCGUUUGAGGUGCUU